ACCCCUUCGAUUCCCGCGAAGCAACCCGCAGUUCCCUCCUGUCCACGCUCGACUGAGGGCCGCUCCGCCGCCGUGUAAUCCCCAUGCGUGUGCCUUUACGUGAUUUCCCUUCAAUCGAGAGCCCCGCGUUUGCCGCAAUUCUGCAACACGCAUCGCACGCGUGCGAGUUUCGUUGUCGCCGUGCGAAUCUCAGGCGGAUAAAUGUUUAGUGCCCCGAGUGUUGAAAGUUUCUCUGACUCUGGAAUGUACCAAUCGGAGGAGGUUAUUCAGAAAGGAUAACGUUGGAAGUUAUUCAUCUGAAAUGAAAGAGGCUGUCGGAAGAGUGAUAUAUUUAUUGGUUUUCUUGGUGCCGGGUACUUUGCCAAUUCCUGCCUGUAGAAUCUCCGAAUUUCCCUGCAGAAACGGACGCUGCAUUCGAUUGGAUCAAUACUGCAAUGGGAUCGCCGACUGCCCGGAUAAAUCGGACGAGCCGCGCUACUGCACAGUUUGCAAUCGGACAUAUUACGGUGACAUUCCCACGACGUAUUCACUGUCACUGCCUAGACCUAAAGAUGAGAAACUGCCAUUUUUGUGCCAUUUGACAUUCACUGCCAACGGAAGAGAAAAUGGAGAGCUCGUUCAGCUGAUGUUCGAGUCGUUCGAGCUGGGGCGUUACGAGGCGGCUAGCCCGGAGGGCUGUCCGGACGGUCACAUGCAGCUCUCGGAGCUCGGGCGGCCGUUCACGGGGGGCUUCUGGUGCGGCGCCGCCUCCGCUCCGGCCGUCUACUUCACGGAGACCUCCACGGUGACCAUCACGCUGCGUCUCUUCCAGCCCCCUUCCGGGACCCAGGCCCCGCCGUUCUCCUUCCGGCUCCGCUACAAGUUCGUCGGCGACGAGGCCGCCGUUGUCCGCUUCGGCACCCUCGCCGCCCCCCUCGAGCGCGGCGACAUCGUGCCCGGCACCUACUGCUCCCGCAACUUCUACGAGUGCUACUUCAAGCGCUGCCGCAUCCAGUCCCCCAACUACCCUGGCAUCUACCCCCGCAACGUCACCUGCUAUCUCACCAUCCGCCAGAAGAAGGUGCCGACGUGCAAGCACGCCAUGAUCUCGGUGCGGCAGGACAACGGACAUAAGAUGCAGAUCCGGUCCCUGCGGGAGGGAGCGUCGGCGUCGGCGACGGGAGGGACGUCGGGCGUCCAGGCAGGGACGAACCGGACGGAGAGGCGACUGCGGGUGUGGGAGGACUGCACGAGCGAAAGGGACCACCUCAUGUUCUACGACGGCGCCUCCACGGACGACCCCCUGCUCGUCAAGUAUUGCGGGGGCGACUGGCUCCCCAAGAUCGUCUCCAGGGGCCCGGUCAUGCUCGUCACCUUCCACUCCUCCCCCUACAGCGUCCCCCUCAGCCCCCCUGGAGCCACGUCCCCCCUCCGUGGAUUCGAGUUGGACGUGGAUAUCCUCUUCUCGGACUCCGAUUCUUUGGAUUUCGCUCGACAAUCGAGGAGUUGCGAGUUCCUGGUGAACGCCUCCCACCCGGACAGCGACGACGCGAUGCAGCGCUCUCGCGGGCGCGAGGGUUUCGUGCUCAGCCCGCGCCACACUCUGCCGGCCAACUCGACCUGCGUCUACCGGUUCCGCGGCUCGGAGGCGGACCUCGUCUGGCUCUACUUCGUCAGCUACGCUCACCACCCCCUCCGGCAGCGGAACGCGAGCCACGUCGCCGUCCCGGAGCGGGAGAGCUGCGCCACGCGGCUGCGGAUCUGGGACGGCGGCGGGAGCGUCCUCGGCGACCACUGCGACGCCCCGAAGCUCUGCGACCACGCCACCCUCGCCAACGCCACCCGCCGCGGGAGACCCUGCUCCAUCGAGGAGAGCUACGUUUCCUUCUCGAACAGCAUCGUCAUCCAGCACAAGUCCACCCCCGGCACGGCCCUCCACCCGGCCUCCUUCCGGCUCCGCUACGAGUUCGUCGACACGAGGCUCGGCGGUGAGCCCUACUUCGGCCGCAAGGAUGAUGACGUGCCAACAACGACUUGCAGCCGUCUUUUCCGGAAGAUGCGAUCGGGGCAGAUCCACACGCCGAAGAACGUGUUCCUGUACGGUCGGGGCGGGACGGCGAACCUGAGCUGCUACUACCGGAUCGAGGCCGGGCCGGGCGAGCGGGUCCAGCUCACCAUCCGCAACGUGAGCUUCGGCGAGCGGGCCGAGUGCUACACGGAGGCGGACCCGCACACCGGCCGAUACGUCUGCGCCCGGAGCCCCGAGCGAGCCGCCCGCAAGAACUACGAGCUCCUCGUCACCGAGGCCCCGUGGCGGGACGUCCGCACCGCCAAGGCCUGCAUCUGCAACAACGCCACCUCCGCCGCCGCGCAGCAGGCCCUCAACACCCUCCAGGCGCUCACCUUCACCUCCGCCACCAAGGUGCUGGAGUUAACAUUCAAGAUCUUCAACAUGAACAUGACGGAGGACUACAAGGACGUGUACUUCUACGCGGAGUUCGAGAUGGUGCGGGCGGCGGACUGCGCGCGGAAGCAGCGGCUCCGCGGCUCCGGGGGCGAGAUCGAGUUCGCGAACCCCCCGCAGAGUCGGGCCGACAAGCAGUGCUUCGGCGCGCCGUGGUUCAUCGAGGCCAACGAGAACAAGAGCCUCUUCCUCAUGACCUGGGGGCAUCUCCUCCCCCUCCACCCCGCCCCCGAUGAGCCCGUCAAGUGCCACACCAGGAACAGGAUCCUCCUCUACUACGGAACCACCAAACGGCUUUCCCACGUGAUCUGUCCGGCGCUGCAUAGCUCCCGCCAGUCAGAGCUUCACAUCUUCUCGGAGGAGUGGUUCGGCUACCAGGAGGAGGACGAGACCCACGGCGGGGGCCCUUUGCAGAACCCGCGGACGCCCAACUUCCUACUGGAGUUCGUGGCUCGGGAGCCAGGGGGCGCCACGGUGAACUGGCUCGAGGUCUCCAGGCCCAAAUCGUCCUUCCUGAAGCAGCUCCACCCGUCGUCGGAACUCAUCGAGGAGCAGACGAUCGGGGUGGUCGGCCCGGUGGUGGGUGGGAACACGACGGAUCCGGGGUGCCCGCACAAGUGCCACGACUUGAACGCCUGCAUCAGCGCCGUGCUCUGGUGCGACGGCGUCCGCAACUGCCCGGACGGCUCCGACGAGAACCCGGCCGUCUGCGGGGUCUCCCGGCUCAUCUUCACCCUCCUGCCCACCUACGCCAUCCUCGGCGGGGGCGUCGCCAGCUCGGCCGCCUGCUUCGUCGUCCUCUGCUUCUUGGCCCUGCACAGGAGUCACCAGCGGAAGAGGCGCCUCCUCGGCGCCGACAAGAUGGGCGCCUCCCAGAGGGCGCCCACCGAGGAGUUCCUAGUCAAUUCCCAGGGAUCGCUCGCCUCGUCCUGACAGCACGCCAACUCGGUGGAGUUCAUCCGCAUUGAUAGGGAAACCACCGUUUAGCCGCUCAAACCCCUCGAAUUUUCCGUUCGUCCGAUUUGGAUACCUAUUUAGAAAUAAUGCAGCCGUAAGGUCGUAUUCAUGGUUGUGCCUCGUGAUAUGAUUCGUCGUUCCCCAGACGAACUGCGUUUCAUUGUUGCUGAAUGGACUGCGUUAAACAGAAAGGAACCAAGCCACAUCAGCUAUUGUCAUUUAAC
Bemisia tabaci is the source of this 3624-nucleotide messenger RNA. RefSeq lists its product as uncharacterized. NCBI's taxonomy places the organism in Eukaryota, Metazoa, Arthropoda, Insecta, Hemiptera, Aleyrodidae. Gene Ontology annotation, cellular component: plasma membrane. Gene Ontology annotation, molecular function: protein binding. The record is from RefSeq and is a predicted model, not a curated record.